Molecule: messenger RNA, 2332 nt
Organism: Achroia grisella
Lineage: Eukaryota; Metazoa; Arthropoda; Insecta; Lepidoptera; Pyralidae
Product: SH3 domain-binding protein 5 homolog
Exons: 6
Coding region: 242-1672 (476 amino acids)
Biological process (GO): intracellular signal transduction; negative regulation of protein tyrosine kinase activity
Cellular component (GO): cytoplasm
Molecular function (GO): protein kinase inhibitor activity
Source: RefSeq, a predicted model, not a curated record
GUUAGUGGACGUCAUCUUGAAUGAGAAUUUUAUUUUAUUAUUUAUUUUUUUAAAUUAAACACGAUAACGUGAAGUUGUAUUUUGUUAGUAUUAUUAUAAUAGUACCUAAAUUGGAAUAAAACAACCAUAGUAUUUUUCUUUAAAUGAAUGAUAACGGUACUGCAGUGAAUGUGACGCUAUACGCUUUUGUGUCGGUGAUGUAAUUUAUGUGAUUGGGUGGCUUCCUAGUGUUACUACUAUAAUGGAGGAAUCCUCAUUCACAAUCCCAGCUGACGACAAUGGUGAUUCUGAGCUCGAUCCUAGAAUACAGGUGGAAUUGGAGAAACUCAACGCCGCCACAGACGAGAUCAAUAAACUGGAGUUGGAGCUUGAUGAGUCUAUGAAAACGUUUCAUCUGCUCCUCAACGAGACCAGCCGCCGCUUACAAGCUCUGACGAAACGAAUGGGCACAUGCGUCGACAAGUCAAGGCCGUACUAUGAUGCUGUCGGUGUAGCAACUUCAGCCAGGUCAGAGUGCCAGAAGGCGGCGGUUCAAUUCCAGAGAGCUAGUGAACUACACGCAGCCGCUAAAGAAACCGUGACACUAGCGGAACAACGUUUCGUGAGCAAACAAGAUGAGUGGCAAUUCGAUAGCAACUGGCAGGAGGUCCUUAACCACGCCAUCAUCAAGGUUAUGGACGCAGAAAAGAGAAAAGCAGAGAGCGGUCGCGAACAUCAGAAGAAAGCGGCGGCGUAUAUUACUGCAGAAAGAAAAGUGGCCCAGCUAGAGGAAAGCUUGAAACGUAACAUUAUAAAAUCCCGCUUGUACUUCGAAGAAAAGAAACUCUGCGAUGAACAAUUACAAACGCAGAACGAGAAGAUAGGGAAAUUGCAACGACUCAUAUCAGACGCCAAGUUCCGUUAUUCCAAGUCUCUUAAAGCUUUAGAGGAGAUAUCUGAAGAAAUACACAGAAGACGAGGUGAAUACCCACCAGGAAAAGAGACUAUACCUGUAGGUCCUAGAGAACCAGGAGUAGGAGCCGAAAGAGAUCCAAUCCAUGAUGACGUAGAUGCUAAGGAGGAACACGAGAAAGACGAAGAAUCUAGUCUCCAAGAAUUAAGAAUGCGUGUUAGAGAACUAGCGCUGAAACCUAUUGACAGAAAAGAUGUAGAAACAGACGAGGCCUGGGCUUUGGAACUUAACGAGACAAUAAACAAGCUAGACCAGUUGUUAAUGAUGAAAGAGAAUAAUCAGCAAAAGAGAUCUAAAUUCACUGCGAGCUCGCCAAGAAACUCCAGCGCCCCAUCGACGAGCAGUAACACUGGGAACAAGUAUCCUCAGCCGCCUAGUGACAGUUGGAAGACAGAAUCAAACUUAGCAAGAACGAAAUCAAUUAGCAGAGAAGUAAUUUUUGAGCACACAAACCCACCGAUAAGUAAAACUGAGAAGUCUAAAAGUAUGAUGUCCCUUGACGUUCUUGCCUUAGCUAGGGAUGCUGCAAUAAUGGACCGAGAGUCGUAUUUAAAAGCUGUCAUUGAAGAUAAAUCACCAACCGGCACAUAUACUGAAAGUAAUUCUGAUAGAAAUGAGAGUCCUGACGAAAUACUCAUGGUUGAGUGUGAUUCCAGCGAUUCCACGCAAAAUCCGGUCAUAAGAAUGACCAGUUCGGUUACAGACAGUGAUAAUAGUUAAAUUAACUUAAUUAUUUCUCAACUGCAUUAGCAAGAAUUAAAUAUUCAGAUUUUUAUAAUAAUACCCAAUAUAUAUGAAAUUUUAAAAUUUUAUAAUUCUAAAAAUUUAGGUUUUACAAUGAUAAUGAUAAAAAAAAUUAUAUACAAAAAAGAACAUCGACAAAAUGACAACGUAUACGCAAAUUAUUAUAUUGUCUAUGUUGACAGUCAAUUUUAAAUGUUAAAUUGUUUGUAAAAGGAACAGUAAAUUCUCAUAAACAAUAUUUUGUACGGAUGCUGACGGUUUGUCUAAAAACAAUAUUUAUAUAGGUUGUUGACAUAAUUAUGUAUUUAGUUAUAAAAACAGGUAGAUCAAAAUAAAGACGUUUUUGCGUUUUCAGUAGUGUACUGUCAGUAAAUAAAUCAUUACAAACAAAUAUACUUUAUAUAUACGCACUUGCACACAUAGAAAAUGUAAUAUUUAGGUAAUCGUGAAUUUCUUCAACAACAGUAACUUACAGUAAUAAUAAUAAACCCUGGACAAUUAAUACAGCGCCAUCUAGUCCCAUGGUAAGCAGAGCAUAGAAAACAGCCAGACUGAUACAAACAAUCGUACUCAUGAAUACAAAUGUUUGCACAGUGCGAGGAAUCGAACCCGCGACCAUCGGAAGUAAAGCGGUGU